This is a messenger RNA of Aspergillus lentulus, 231 nucleotides long. The record is from RefSeq and is a predicted model, not a curated record. Lineage: Eukaryota; Fungi; Ascomycota; Eurotiomycetes; Eurotiales; Aspergillaceae.
AUGUCCUAUCCGCAACAACCACAACAAGGAUAUUACCCUCCCCCUCAGGGGCAAUACCCACCUCCCCAGCCAUAUCCACCUCAGAUGCAAUACCAAGCCCCGCCUCAAGAGGAGAAGAAGGAUCGUGGAUGUUUGACUGCUUGUCUGAUGGCCAUGUGCUGCUGUUUCCUUUGCGAGGAGGCCUGCGAAUGCUGUAUCGAAUGCGUUGAGUGUUUGUGUUGUGGAUGCUAA